AGAAAAAGUUAUCGACAAAGGUUAUCGCAUUAAAUAACUAAAAUAAUUUAUAACUGAAAAUGUCACUAAUUGUGGUCGAGGACGAUUCGAGCGACGAGCGAGCGUCAGUAUCUGAAGACGAGCAAAGCAAAGAUGUAUCUGAUAACAGGUUUAACAACAAACCUAGCGCUCGAGAGUUGACCAUGGAUGAGAGAUCUUACGACGAUGCAGAAACGAUAUCUACUCCUGAUAAUAACGAUGAUGAAGAAAAACCACUCCUAGAACUAAUGAAGCACCUGAUAAACUACAACGGCAAGCAGAACACCAAGUUAACGAACAGCCAGCUCGUCGGCAUACUGAAGAAAGAGUUCAACCUGGACCCGGCGAGGCUGCACUUCAUAAGCGUGGAGAUAUAUAUGAAUGUGCUGAAGAAGUUCUUGAAGGAUUGGCCGCAGUGGGACGAGUUUGAUCAGGUCAUGCAUGAAACCCGCUGCAUGGAUGACCACGAAGAGGUAGAAAAGAUGCUAGACAUCGAAUACACAUCCUUAAAAACGUACCUCUCCACCAUUUUGAAAGCUACCGAACCGUUCGCCAGAGAAGAGACACAAAAACUAAAACGAAGCGAAGAGAUUCCAGAAACAAGCAAAUCUGUACCUGGUGAUGUUGUACUAGAGAUUAACUGUACAAGAGAUCAGUUAAAUAAGCUAUUUUUCAGAAAACCGCAUCCAGAAUACAAAGAUAGUAUAUUUAACAUUGCUCCUCACUUACCAUCAAAGAUCUACAUACAUCAACAAAAUUUUCAAUCUAUGCUCAAUUCCUGUUACGUUAACAUUAGUAUAAACAUGGAUUAUUUUAAAUAUAAAAGAGAGAUGCUGGCGAAUUUUAAACAUAAAUUAGUUAAUAAAAGUCUAAGACAGAUUCAAAGAGAGCCGAAAUUGAACACGCACCUUCAAACACUAAAGUUGUCGAAAGGGCAAACGGAUGUUGCUAGAAAGGAUUUGAAAUUUGUUAUAGAAAAAAUUCAGAGGUCGAAUAGAUAUGGCAUAGAACAACAGCAUGAUGUUGAUACGCUGUUUAGAACUGUUAUUGAAGACUUAAGUGUGUUACCAGCUACGUAUAAUAACGGGAGAGUGGAGACACCCAGUAUAUUUAGACAUUAUUUGAGCAGAUUCCCAUUUGUGAGACAUCUGUGUCAGGAUGUUGACGGGGAGUCGGAGAAGUAUGAUCUGCAGUUGGAAGAGAAGAUUUCACCGAUGCUGUGUUUCCAUAUAAACAGGUGUAAUGUGAUAGGCAAGACUAUAAACACGGAUAGCAACUGGCUGAAACUGGAGUGUUCCAUCUGUCAGAUAAAGUAUCAUGGCGUCCAAGGCAUCGAAGCGUUGAAGACACAUUUUAGGGAAUGUCAUCAAAACGAACAGAACUGGGUCUGUACCCAUUGUGACAAGGAGUUCGUGGCCGCCCAGCUAGCGACCGCCAGAUGGCACCACCGGUGUGAGAACAAUUAAUACAAACUCUAAGAUUGACUUAGGAUUAGUUUCCGAUAUAACCUUUCUUAUAGCUCAUGAAUCUCAUCAGCAGUUCUCGAAAAGUUUGUACAUAGCCACGUCAGCAAAUUUUAAUUGAUCCUAUUUUGUUACCAACAUUUAGUAAU
Leguminivora glycinivorella is the source of this 1630-nucleotide messenger RNA. RefSeq lists its product as uncharacterized. The transcript is spliced from 5 exons. NCBI's taxonomy places the organism in Eukaryota, Metazoa, Arthropoda, Insecta, Lepidoptera, Tortricidae. Bases 60 to 1484 code for a protein of 474 amino acids. The record is from RefSeq and is a predicted model, not a curated record.